AUGGAAGAAACCCUCUACUGCACCAAGGCAUCCCUCCUCGCCAUCCACCGCCUCUACCUCCACUCCCUCGCCAAAUAUCCCGGCCCGACACUUGCCACCCUCACCAGUUGGUACGCGGCCUAUUAUUGCCUGGCGGGGCGAUUUACAUCGGAGACAUUACGCGUGGCAACACCGUCCGGUAUGAACCGAACGCAAUCGUCUUCCACGACGCGGCGGACAUGGCUGAGAUAUACGGGGUUCGGGCAAAACGUGCGCAAGGUGGAUGGUGAGAUGGCCUUUGGGCAGCGGUUUGAGAUGCUUAACUCGUCGGAGAUGAGAUGGCUGCCUGCGGUCUUGACUAAGGGUAUUCGUCGGAGUACUUUGCUGGAUCGUCUGCUCCUCCUGUCCCUGCUGCCGGAGAUCCGAGCUGCGGUGAGCUGGAUGCAGGACCGCAUCCAGGCGCGCAUCCAGCGGGGAAACAAUGUCCCAGAAAAGGACUUUUUAUAUGCCAUGAUGAAUACCCGGGAUUUUAAGACAGGCCGGACGUUGUCGUCCAAGGAACUCUCGGUAGAGGUGACAAUGCUGUUAAUGGCUGGUCUGUUUCACCCUUUGGUUCUCUUCAUGUCUGACUCCGAAAAGGCUCCCAUACCACCAGUAGCAGAAUGA
Molecule: messenger RNA, 645 nt
Organism: Aspergillus ibericus CBS 121593
Lineage: Eukaryota; Fungi; Ascomycota; Eurotiomycetes; Eurotiales; Aspergillaceae
Exons: 5
Coding region: 1-645 (214 amino acids)
Molecular function (GO): monooxygenase activity; heme binding; iron ion binding
Source: RefSeq, a predicted model, not a curated record